Molecule: messenger RNA, 645 nt
Organism: Alternaria incomplexa
Lineage: Eukaryota; Fungi; Ascomycota; Dothideomycetes; Pleosporales; Pleosporaceae
Exons: 3
Coding region: 1-645 (214 amino acids)
Molecular function (GO): gamma-glutamylcyclotransferase activity
Source: RefSeq, a predicted model, not a curated record
AUGGCCACCAAUAAUGUUGUCUGGUACUUUGCCUACGGCUCAAAUAUGAGUAGCUCCAAAUUCACCGGUUCCCGUGGCAUCCAUCCGAUCAAGAUCGCCCGCGCAAGAAUUCCCGGCUGGACCCUUACGACCGAAAUUCCUGGCACGCCCUACUCGGAACCUGCAUAUACGUCUAUCCGUCCAAUUACAGGGACUGACGAUCCCAAGACCCGCGAAGUACUAGGAGUCGCGUAUCUCAUCACUGACGAGCAAUACGUGCAUCUCGUUGCGUCGGAAGGCGGUGGCAUCGCUUAUGCCGAUAUCGCGGUACCGGCUCUUCCAGUUACGAGCCAGGAUGAGAGGGCCACAGGGAAGAAGUUUGUCGUGAGAACUCUGGGGACAAUAUUGAGGCGAAGUCCUGGAUCCAGCCCUAGUGCAAGAUAUAUGAAACUUCUCACGGAUGGUGCGACAGACGCCGAGCUCCCAGAAGAGUACUGCCAGUACCUUUGUCAUAUUCCCAAGUACGAGCCCCCACAGGAUUUGCGGCGCAAGAUUGGCGCAAUGCUGUUCCUUGCGUUUUGGCAUCCUGUCAUGCUACUAGUGGAGAGGAUGGCUUUGUUGAGCUUGGGACCAGACGGAAAUGCUCCAGCAGAGGCGACGGAGUAA